UUAUUGGGGCUAGGUGUCGGUCUUCCUAAAGACUAGGGGACGACCACGCACACAUAUCCAGCAUCCUAGUCCUACAUCCUGGUACUUUGGCGAGCGUUGUCAGCCUCAGCACGGCAGGCAGGGGGAGGGAAAGUAGCUGCAGUGUCCUGGCACCAACGUAUGCGUCCACAACACCUCGCUAAAGUGUCCCGAAAACUUAGUGCUAACUGAAAGGUCACCUGCACGCCAAUGUGAUGUCCUUCGCCAACUUUUCAGUGGUGUAAUUCGACCUAUUGUGUUUUUUUCAAAAGAAAUGCAACACAAUUAAUGUCAGUAAUGUAGUCUGGAUUGAAAGCAUGGACUGAUCAGUGUCGGCUGCGUAGCAGUGUGCUGUCCAGGCUGGCUACAGUAUGCCAACUGCAAAAGAUAAAGGUGGCACGAUGUCAACCCGUUACCGGCCGGCAUCAGACUAUGAUGAUGCCACUCUUGCCCAGAAGAGAGAAUAUUGGCGAACCAAGAAGCGGGAGCAGAGAGCUCGACGUGCGGAAUGUCGAAUGACAUCCAAGCAGAAGAGACGACGAGAACAGUUACAACGCGCAAGUAUGUCGAAAGAGAGGAAUUCCAGUUCUUCUGUCUCUGUAGCUGCUCCUUUGUCUCGCACACAGAAGAGGGACGAGUCGUUCUCAUUACCCAGUGCUGCUCACGGAUUGCAGAAUUCCUGUAAGGCUGUUCAAAAUCAAAAGAAGAAGUGGAUUUGUCCGCCAGCCUCACUAAACACAAUCUUGCCUGAGUUGUCACCCUCAUGCACAACUGAAAACAAUACAGCCACAGUCAAACAACAGGCUGUGGACAAAGCCGUUACCUCGCCUGCACCUAGUGACUCCCCACUGAACACCACCUUUCAAGUGCCUCCCCUCAGCGUGACCCAAAUCUCCAAUGGCAGCUGCAAACCGACAACGUCUGAGUCAUCAGACCCCAACAUGCAAUACCAGGAGCAAGAUGCAUCCCACAAUACGAAAAAAACCUCACCUGCUGACAUGAGCGCUGGUAUGACUCCUGUGUUUUCUACCCGUGAUACCACCUCUGUAACAACAGAGGGAGCUAGAACAAAUGCAACACUUCUACAGGAAACCCAGAGUGCCUUGGCCACUACUCUGAGGGCUAAAAGCAAUGGCAUCUCCAACCCUUCCACAGAGUCUGAGGAGGAGAGAGCAGCCAAACGCAGAGAGCUUUGGCGCAUCAAAAAGCGAGAACAGAGGGCAAGACUCGCAGCGCGGACAGGAAAGGUGAGGACACAAGCCGCCGGCGUGGAGAUGCAGAAGGCAACCGCGCAAAAGACCGGACUGAUGGGUGCCCUACCUCUGCAGCGUGUCCAGUUGAAAGCUGGCAUUCAAAGGCAGUGUCCUCCUCGAGUCAAAGCUACAUUAGCGUCUGCCAAAAAGGAAAAUAAUAAAAUGCAAGGCGUGACAGAAUGUUUCACAACUGUCAAUCUGCAGACAAAAGGCCAGACUCCACAGGGUGUCAGAACAGCACAAACAUCAGACGGUAUUUCUGUGAAAAUACUAGGGGAGUCAUCGAGGAGGUUUUCAAGUUCAGUUCAUCUGUCUAAUGUAAGCCGAGGGUUUGUGCGAUGUAAGACGACCAGACAGAGGUUCAUUGAAGCUCAGAAGAAUUUCAUGAAUCUGAGAAACAUGAGAUGUAAAUCACCCCUGCUUGCCUCGUUCUUCAGUACUACAAAUAUCCCCAAGAUAGACCCCAACGACACACCUGAACAGAUCAUUGCAAAACGCCGAGAGUACUGGCGGGUAAAAAAGCGCGAGCAGCGAGCUAAGCUGACGAGUGAGGUAAAGACCCGCCUGAAAGAGAAGGACUCCUUGAUGCGAAGGGUAAAACGCUACCAAAGUAUCCUAGAGGAGAUGAGGAGGGCCAGAGGUUUAGCACGGUCAGCAGGAGGCGCUCUUGCUCAAGCCUCCGAGGCCAUUGGAGGGUUCAUCAAGGAGGAUGGGACACUGACCAAUAAAAUUCCACAUGUUGCAGUUGGUCACACAGCUAGUGAUGAAGCACUCCACGGAGGUUCAAAUGAUACCUUUGUUACACGAGCGCAACAUCAACCGUAUACAAGAAGAAAGGGUACUAGACAAUACUCUGCUCCCCCAUGCGCACCUCAGGUGAAAAUCUCGCUUCCUGGGCGGUCUUUUAACAAACUACCAAAACUGCACUCGCUCAGAGCGAGGACUCCACAUGGAAGCACAUGUCAUAAUUCACAAUCGGUACCAGUCCGUUCUGCUUGUAAGCUUACUCCCAUUCGCCCUAAACCUUCUCAAGAUGUCAUUUCUGUGGGUUCAGCCGCGGGGUCCGACGAUGGCGGCUGCGUCAGGAAAAUGGCCAUUUCAAGUAGCACAGCAACGCCACUGUCGGUGACCUCCGCGGAUCUGGAACUGUCAGAGGAGGAGAGAAUGGCAAAAAAGAGGGAGUACUGGAGGAUAAAGAAGCGCGAGCAGCGGGCGGCCCAUGCGGUGCGACUGAAGCAGGGCGUCUUACAGGCCCGGGUCAACGCGGCCUUACAGAGGAGAAGGGCUCAGAAACAGGCAGCAGUGACCUCGGUAGCCAUGAGCACACGUCGUACGAACCAAACUGCCACUUCACAAACCCAGCCUGUUGGCAGUGUGCCUGUUCUACCAAAUGCACAUACAAUUAAACAAGAGACAGAGUCUGUGCCAGAUGCUGACCUAAAUUCAUGUUCAGAACAAGCCAUCUGCCCGGAUAUCAAAAGCCCCACCUCUCCACCGGCACCUCAGCCGGAGUGUGACCCAGCUCUGAGCGGAGACACCCAAGCGACCACUCUGCUAGCUGUGGCCUCGAUGAAAAAGCUCCUGGAGGAAUCCCUCAGUACGGUGGCGGAUUGUAAAGAAAUGCAGACCAGUGUUAAAACUGAGAUAAAGCAGGAUGUCGAGGACCAAGAAAUUAAACCAAAUUUGUCUCCGCUGCUCUUGGAAAAAGACGAAGGGGUUCCUCUGGCUUCUGACCUCUCAAGCUGGCAGCCGGACACGGAGGACUUGGUGCAGGCGGGUUCGCUAAGCCCUCAGCUCAAAGAUUCGCCACAAUUCAGCGAGACGUGGUCACCAAUACCCGCCUCCAGGGAGGAAGUUCCACCUCCCACAUGUGAACACUCCUCCCAAACACCUUCCAAUGUCAUCAUCAUUCCCUACGUGGACACCCCCGAUAAUGCGUCUUCUCAACACACAAGCCCGGGGAUUUGUCCAAAACAAGAAAGCUGCUCCACAGAACCACCGCAGCUACACCUUUUACCCACAGACCAGCUACACCCGCAGCACCAGUCCUUUAAAAAACAGGAUCGGGACCAGCUUCAAAACUACAAAUCACCGUCAACACGAAGUUGUACUAACGUGGUCUCGGACCACAGAGGCUUGUCCAGCCUGCAGAGGAAGAGGGAAUACUGGAAACUGAUGAAAAGACAGCAGAGAGCCCGACUAAAGGCCCAGCAAAAGGAGAGGAAAGGAGAUUGUAGCAGAAGAUAUUCCACAGCAAAUCUAGUGGCUCCAGCAGUUGUUGUCACCAACACUGUUAAGGGUCUUAAUCCAAAACCAGCUCUCCAACACACUCCGUCCACUUCUCAUUUGGCUGCAGACACCCAUCCUUCAGCCAUUAAUGACGGCCACUCCGAAGAAACCCUUGCGGAAAUCUCCUGCUCAUUUAAGAGUGAGAGGGUCAACGCGGAGUUUGGUUCUCCAUACAUCAUGCCCAAGUGUCAAAAAACUUCGCCCGUUUGUCAAGAGUGGAUAUCUACAAGCACCGCGACUACCCUCCCUACUUUAAAGCCUCCAGACAAUCCCUUGUCCAGGAUCAAACUCCAGCCCAUUGAACCGCACGGUCAAACUCCACAGGGCACCGUCCUCAGUCCCAUAAAAAUCCCUUGCCCUGAACGUCAGAGCCUCACAUGUUCUACUCAGCCGGUGUCUACGAAUUCCUUGGCGCCACCAAAACGCAUUCCAGGUGAGUCUGAUGAGGACUUCUUGAGGAGGAAGCGGGAGUAUUGGAGGAUAAAAAAGAAGGAGCAGAGAGCCAGGAAGGCCAUUCAUGUCAAAGAAGUCAGGGUGAGGAGGGAGUCCAACGAAAGAAGGCCCACGUCCCAGGCAGAAGAACUUCCCGCACAGCAGGACUCUGGACAGUGGGUCAGCUCCUCCGAUGAGUCGCAGCAUCUACUGAGGGCUUCAGCCGACACAGGAGCGUUUCCAUUCUCAAAUUACACGACACCAGUGGAAGACAUUGAUGAUGAGUCAGCGAUGCUGUUCGCCGACUACGAGACCAACAGCGGCGAGGAAACCUCCGAGUCCUACGCCAUGUGGAGGAAUCACUACCUCAUGGACUACGACCCACUCAACCAGCUGCUGGUGUGCAUGGUGUGCGGGGAGCUGCAGUACACCCACAGCGUGGAGGGUGCUCGGUCCCACAUCAGCGACGCUCACCCGGAAACUCUGACCCUGGACAACGGGGAAAGACAGCAAAUACUGGAGGCCUGGGACGAGCAGGUGUCCCAGCGGGAACGUUUCUUUACCAGCCAACUCCAGCAGCACAGUGGUAGCUUGACAGGAACACACGGGACCUGAUAUGCAGAGACGGUCACCUGUGACGUCCACAGUUUGUCCUUUUAAUUUAUUCUUAUAUAUAUAUAUAUAUUUUUAUUUUAAAUUACCCAGGUCACCUUUAUAAAAAGCCUUCCUAAAAAUUCCUUGUUUUCCCACCAGGGGUUGAUAUACCUAAAUAUCUAAAUGGCACUACAGGAACACGGUUAUACAUAAGCUGUUAAAGUUACGAUUUUGUAAGAUUUUUUUAAGGUCCAACCUAUGUUGAGUGUGGUGCAAGUGUUGCUACAUCUUGUUCAUAUAUACCUUUUGCAUUUUUUUUUUUGGACUGGACAAAACUUUUGAUUUUCAAGUUCUUGCUCUGUUUAAAAGUCUUAAAAAAAACCCAAUAUCAAUAAUAUUGCACAAUUUUCCAAUAUGGCGACAUAGUGUCUGCACAAACUGCAGAGAUAUUUUUUUAUGUUGUAUGUAUGUAGGACUAAUUUUUUUUUUUUUUUUGUCUUAAUUAGGAUGCAGUCAUAGACUUUAUAUAAGAAAUGGACUGACUGGAAUGAUCCGAUACUCAGGAUCAGAGUCGGAUUGAAUAUCGAAAAAAAAAAAAAAAACUUCAGUGCGUACGAUGCAAUACUUAGGUUCAAAUGCUCAACUUUAUUAUUUGUGCGACAUGCCAUAAACAGGGACACUAUCGCCUCAGCGAUACUCCAAGUUGCGGUAUCAAUAUCGUACAUGAUAAAGUUGUUUAUUUAUUGAGCCUUCCCUAGUAUUUAGUAUUGAUAUAAAAAAAAAGUCACAUUUGAUUCCAAAUCUAUGUAUCUCAAAUCUAAAAAAACAAAAAUGCAACUGGAUGACUUGGUCCAUUUUUAUAUACACUCUAGGCCUGCAACUAAUGUCUUUUUAUUUUAUUUUUUUCCAAUUGUUGAUUAUUUCCUCAGUUUAUUGAGUAUUUAUUUGGUUUCGUUUGGAACCACAGCUGUUGUGAGGUGGUCUCACAGUGUGGAUAAAGAAUCGGUUUGUGUUAUUACUUCGGAGUUUUUAUUUAUUAGAGUGGAUGCUUCACAAUCAGACUGCACGGCCGGUUUUUUUUUUUUUUUUUUGCAGGUUCAGGUGUAUAUUUUUAAACAACAACAAUGGCCUUUGAAUGCAGUCAUUGAAGGGAAAGUAGUGUCUGGUCAAUAAUUAAGAAUAAUUUAUUGUAGAUAAUUCAGAAAAUGUAGACGUAAACCUUCAUGUCCAUUUCUAAAAACACAGGGGUAUGGCAGGGAGAAGGCAGAAGUAUAAUGAUAAUAUAAAUAAAUUAUAUAAUUUGGAAAAGUUUGGUGGAUUAAAAAGCUGAAUGGGCCGCAUCCGGCCCUCGGGCCUUAGUUUGCCUACCUAGAGUGAAGUAAGUCUGAUAUUUCUUUUCCCUAAGUGUGUAAACCAGUUUAUGAAUGAGAAAGUCAUUUCUUUAUGUUCUACCGCUUAAUUCUGUCCAGAACUCCUGGGGGCGCUAUAGCCAAUCACAGCUGACAUUGAGUAGAAGUUUUAGUUUUUUUUGAUAGUGUUAUAUUGAAGAUGGUCUUAUCAGAUAAAACAUUAGCAGACCAGGCUCUGGAAGCUAACAUGCAACAUUUUCAGAAAUACAUUCCAAGGGCUUAAAUUAGUGUAGCUAACUUAACUGCUCAGUGUAAACAAAGAUGUUUACAUUUACCAUUUUGCCAUUGGGGAAUAAAUGUGCAGUAUUUUUUUUUUUUAAAUCAAAUUUUGUUCUAAAAUAUUUGGAUUCAGACCAUCUUCCAUUGACCAAUACCAACAGCAAAAGCUAACUAGCGUAAUAAGAUAUAUUAAACUCCAAGCCCUGAUUUAUAUAUCCUCGGCCUAAAGCUGUAAAAUUACUGUAACCACUUAAAGCAUUACAUUUUCAAACUCCUCUGCAUACCUGUUGAAAUGCAGCACAAAAAAAAACAACAAAAAAACACCACCCUGCAGAACAGUUGCUUGUAUUGUAUUAUGAUACAGAUGGGACUCCUCAAGGCACUAACAUAGUCAUACUGUUUUUUAGGUGCUCUUCAAACACUCGUUCUUAACGUUCUCCACUUCCGUUCUAAAUGUCAGCGUCACCAUGUAAAUACGUACCAAAAAAAAAACAACAAACGAUCAAAGAAGACCGUUGGGAUUUGUACAACUUUAUUAUUUAUUAAACCUUUUGUUAUUUAAUGUGAAUGUUGUUACACACAUUAUACAUAUCCAUUUGUAGUUGCAUAUCAAAACCGUUGGCUCUUCUGUGAGUAUAUUAGAGGGUAUAAAAAAAGAUUUUCUGCAUGAGUAGAAAUGCUAAUGGUAAAUGGUCUGUUAAGUCCGGGUGGCCUCUCGCAAAACAAUGUUUUGGCGUUUAUUGAUUAAUAGCAAGGCCAGCAGGAGGUGGCCAAGUCUUGAAUGGAUCGUGAGACAACUGCACUACCUGCUAAUCCACAGCCACCCCGAAUGAAAGAACAGUUCUAAACCUGGGAUUUCCAAAAAAAAAAAAAA
Molecule: messenger RNA, 7088 nt
Organism: Cynoglossus semilaevis (tongue sole)
Lineage: Eukaryota; Metazoa; Chordata; Actinopteri; Pleuronectiformes; Cynoglossidae
Exons: 7
Coding region: 390-4607 (1405 amino acids)
Biological process (GO): negative regulation of DNA-templated transcription
Source: RefSeq, a predicted model, not a curated record